Messenger RNA from Heterobasidion irregulare TC 32-1, 1540 nucleotides. RefSeq lists its product as uncharacterized. Gene Ontology annotation, molecular function: LPPG:FO 2-phospho-L-lactate transferase activity. Lineage: Eukaryota; Fungi; Basidiomycota; Agaricomycetes; Russulales; Bondarzewiaceae. The transcript has 12 exons. The record is from RefSeq and is a predicted model, not a curated record. The coding region runs from base 7 to 1446 and encodes 479 amino acids.
ACCACCAUGGCCGCGCUGCACCUCACCGCUCCCGACGCUCUUCUCAAUAGUCCAGGAUCAUCUGUGUUUGACCUGCCAACGCAGCCCUUACAGCCUUCGUACAUUCACCCUCAUUCCCGCUUGGUCAAUUCCCACGUGUCCGACACACCUGAAGACAGGUCCUUCAUCAUCAUCUCUGGGGGCACAGGCUGCAAUGCAAUUUGCGCCGCAUUUUCUCAAGCAUGCUAUGUGCUACCAGUCUCCGAUGAUGGAGGGUCUUCGAGCGAGAUUAUCCGUGUGCUCGGCGGUCCGUCUAUCGGGGACAUUCGCUCUCGACUUGUUCGUCUAAUGCCCUCUGCACCUUCUGGGUCUCCUUUGGACGCCUUACGUACGCUUCUUGCGCAUCGCCUUCCCGUAAAUUGCUCCGAGCAAGAGGCACGCGAUCAGUGGAGGGCGAUCGUCGAGGGACGCAGCGCGUUAUGGGUAGGCAUUCCAAACGACCGCAAGGAGACCAUAAGAGGGUUCCUCGUGUACUUCGAGAAUGAAGUACUCCGACGGGCACAUAAGAACUUUUCAUUCCUGAAUGGAAGCAUCGGAAACUACUUCCUUGCUGCCGCGCAAGGAUUCUUCCGUUCCCUUCCUUCAGCCAUCUUCCUCUUCUCUUCUAUCACUGGAAGCCAGGCAAACAUUCUCCCAGUCAUAGUGACCAACCAUACCGUUACGAUUGCAGCUGAGCUUGCGAGCGGCGUGAGUCUCAUUGGCCAAUGCGAGAUAUCUCACCCCGUGCGAAAGUCGUCGUUCUCUAUUGACAACGACCUUGACGACAGCGCGCUGAACCUUGCAUCUCCCACGGAUGAUCUUAGGGCUACGCUGUCAAAGCCCAAGAAUAUGAUGUUCGACGCGGGCUCUAAGGUCGAUUUUGAGGCGCUUGACGCGCCCAUAAGCAGGCUAUAUUACAUCAACGCAUACGGACACGAAAUACACCCUUCACCGAACCCUGACUAUCUCUCGAACCUGCGCGCGCGGGAAGUUCUCGUGUAUGCGUGUGGCUCUCUCUGGACAAGUAUCAUCCCAUGCCUCGCAUUGCGUGGCGUUGCAGCUGCGAUAGCCGGCGCAUCGUCUUUGCGCGCGAAAGUUCUCUUCCUGAAUUCGAAGAAUGACAGGGAGACGGACGGGUAUGCCGCGACUGACUACAUCGACGCCAUCGUUCGUACGCUCAACGCAUCAUACCGCGUGGAGCCAUAUGGUCUUGGCCACGCCGCGACAAUGUACCCUGUCUCUGCGUUCAUCACUCAUCUAGUAUAUCUGCGAGGCACCUCAGUCGAGGUCGACAUACAGCGUGUCACCGAACUGGGCGUGAGAUGUGUGGAGGUCGAGAGCGAUGUCCUUGGGGAUGACGCUGUUCCUUUGUAUGAUGCUGCAUGCGCGCGCAGGGCCAUGGAGAAAAUUUUAGCAAAGGAAGAGUGAAAUCUUGACUUUCAGGACGGUGCUAACAUUUACGAUGUGAUAUAUUCCGGGAUAGUUGAUAGAUCUGCUUCAGAAUUGAAUUGUGUCAGGUGGU